CCCAUUCCAUUGGUUUCCUGUUAUCCUCCCUUUCGCUUUCUUUUCUUAUUUCUGCUCGUUUGGUUCGGUUUAGAUAAAACAAAAAUGUUAAGAAGAGGAGCCAUUGUCUUCGAUUCUCGAACUUGGACUCACUAGCUUUAACAGAAGCAACUAACGCACAGACUGUGAGGGUGGAGGUAAAUGAGCGUUCUCUCAGCCAUGGCUGCACUGAACAGCACCGUGAAGUACGGGAUCGUUGGGGUGGGAAUGAUGGGCAGAGAGCACCUCAUCAAUCUGCACCAUCUUCGCACAGAAGGCGUGGUCGUUGUUGCUAUAGCUGACCCAUAUGUCCCUUCCCAACAGCUUGCCUUAGAAUUAGCACAAUCCUUUGAUUGGCAACUCAAGGCUUUUUCAGGACACCAGGAGCUAUUGGACAGUGGUCUCUGUGAUGUUGUGGUUGUCUCAACUCCAAACAUGACCCACUAUGAAAUCCUUAUGGAUAUCAUCAAUUACCCGAAACCCCAUCAUGUCCUGGUGGAAAAGCCAUUGUGCACUACAGUUGCUCACUGCAAAGAGGUUCUAAAUGCUGCUAGAAAGAGGCAGGAUAUGCUUGUACAAGUUGGUCUGGAAUACAGAUACAUGCCACCUGUUGCUAAACUGAUAGAAAUAGUUAAGGGCGGAAAUCUUGGACCCGUGAAGAUGGUGGCAAUCCGUGAACAUCGCUUUCCUUUUCUGGUUAAGGUCAACAAUUGGAACCGAUUCAAUGCUAACUCGGGGGGAACACUGGUAGAGAAGUGCUGCCACUUCUUUGAUCUGAUGAGGUUGUUUGCAGGGGCAAAUCCUGUCCGUGUAAUGGCUUCUGGAGCCAUUGAUGUUAAUCACAAGGAUGAAAUCUAUGAUGGAAAGGUACCAGAUAUUAUUGAUAAUGCAUAUGUUAUUGUUGAAUUUGACAAUGGUUCUCGAGGGAUGCUUGACCUUUGCAUGUUUGCUGAAGGCAGUAAAAAUGAGCAAGAAAUAUCUGUUGUUGGUGAAAUUGGAAAGGGGGAGGCCUUUGUUCCUGAGAGUAUAGUGCGUUUUGGUAGCCGAGUGGCAGGGAGAGAUGGUGUCCAAACUUCAAAAGCUGAGGAUAAGCGAAUAAAGUACGAUGGGCUGCAUCAUGGGUCGAGCUACUUGGAACACCUUAACUUCUUGUCUGCAAUCCGAGCUAAAGGCCAGCAAGCUCCUGCCGUGGGUCUGCAAGAUGGUUUGAUUUCAGUUGCUAUAGGAGUUGCAGCACAGCUCUCCAUAGAGAAGGGCAGAUUUGUUAUGAUUGAGGAAGUCAUGGAUGAACACAAAUGCGAUUGAAGAAGUAUCUCCAUGAUGGGAAAUUCUCUUCCAUGUAUUCAAAUAAUACAACGAAUGUUUGACAUGCCAAUAAUAAAAUGUUGCCAUUCAAGUGGGAACCACUUUUAAGAGCAUAUCCAGCAGCUUAGCUAAAAGACCAAUAUUAGUUAUAUUUAGUUAUUAUUACUCUUGUUUUAGCUCCAACAGGGUAGUUUGUCAUUAGUUAGAAUAAGUACAUUGCUACAGUGAAUAGCAAUUUAGAGCUAUUCAUUUUAGCACACUAGAUAAAUAAAAUAUUGUUUAUUUUUCUUUUUUUUUA
This is a messenger RNA of Corylus avellana, 1621 nucleotides long. RefSeq names its product Oxidoreductase family protein. The record is from RefSeq and is a predicted model, not a curated record. Gene Ontology annotation, molecular function: nucleotide binding. NCBI's taxonomy places the organism in Eukaryota, Viridiplantae, Streptophyta, Magnoliopsida, Fagales, Betulaceae.